AUGGCAUCUGUUGCUGUUGCCACUCCCUCGCCCAAAAAAACCCCCGUCGUUCGACACAAAAGUGCUUCUCCGUGGCGUAUUGCCCGAUUCGGCCCCUACCCGCCAACCAACCCGCCAACCAACCCUCUCAUCCCUGUGCUUCCGUCCUUGGCUCUCGCACCGUCGAUCCCGAAUCCGAUUUAUCAAGCUUCAUCAUCAGCCGAGCAGAACAACCCGCAACGACUUCCAGAGAAAGUCGUCCAGCACUCAUUGUCCUUCAGCCUCCUGGAAAAUGGAAUUCCUCGCGACCCUAGAGAAGAAGAACUUCCUGAGCUCCAAAGGCUGUUUCCGACCCUGAGAAAUGUGUCCUUUCAGCACCCCUUCUUGGUGUUACUCGUUGAAAAGCUCCCAGAACACCCUUGGCCAACAAUUCUUGCCGGUCUGCCAUUGUGGCUCGCAACGACUGCUGAAGGCCGGCCCCCUGUAAACAUCGGGUCGGUGGCCCGCUCCAAUCAAAGGUUCAACGUGAAUGGCAAGAUCGAAUACUACAAGACUCCAAACGAGGCGACAAUACUGGAAAUAUUUGAGCUCGUGAAUGAGAAAGGAGCCGGCGUUAACCGAAUCACUUGGGAUGGAUGCGGGUUUCAUGCAUUUGGGAACCAGGCGCCGGGACAAGGCUGGCAGAAUCGUCUUCCAAGUCGCAUCAACAAUUUUUUCAUUAGUUACACCUGGACCAAGUCAACUAUGGAAGAACAUGCAUUGCGGAUGAAGGUUCCCACAAUGGACGCUACAGAUGACACUCGAUAUCCGCGGGACCAGUUGCGACCUGGCAUCAUGAUUGCUGGUUUUCAGAACAAUAUGAAGGACGGACUUGGGACAACUGCAGGAGUUUGUGUGGAAUCCCCGACUUCGAGCAAAAAAUUUAUAACUGUUGCUGCACACGGUUUCACUGCUAGCGUGGGCGACGCAGUUUUCCACCCCCGAGUUGCCCUUUUGAACGGAAAACCCGAUCCUAGAUAUCAGAUAGCUACGAUCGAGAGGAAGUUCGGGGAUACGGAUAUCGCACUGGCAGAGCUGGAACCAGACAUUCGAUACUCUGCAGAGACCUUUACUGAUCCUCAACCUGACCAACCACAGGCGCAACCAUUCCGAAGCUUAAAGAACCCAGCUGAUCUCAAAGUAUUCGACAUGGUAUACAUGAACACCCCAGUCAAUGGACUAUGUCAAGGUCAACAUAUAGCAACUGACUGGGCGCUUGGUUUUGAAGCGACUGAUGAGGCUCCGCAAGAAAGAAAAACGUACUGCGAUAUCUCACAAUUCAGCUACUGGGGAAAUGGAAGUGAUAUUUUUUUCGAAGGUUGUUGUGGGGGAGUGAUUUGGAAUGAUGAUUUUGAUGUACUGGGACAAUUUCGUUUCCAGGAAAAGGAUGGCGCGAGGUUUGCGUUCUCACCUAGCUUCAAGAUACUGAUCGACCUCGGCUAUAAGUUGUCAUCUAUCUGA
Molecule: messenger RNA, 1479 nt
Organism: Venustampulla echinocandica
Lineage: Eukaryota; Fungi; Ascomycota; Leotiomycetes; Helotiales; Pleuroascaceae
Exons: 1
Coding region: 1-1479 (492 amino acids)
Source: RefSeq, a predicted model, not a curated record